Molecule: messenger RNA, 2091 nt
Organism: Sungouiella intermedia
Lineage: Eukaryota; Fungi; Ascomycota; Pichiomycetes; Serinales; Metschnikowiaceae
Source: the annotation of a GenBank genome assembly
AUGAAACCAUUCAAUAUAUUUGUAGCAUCAUUGCUAGCCUCUCGAUUAGGAGCAGCUCAAAUUGUGAAUGUCCCGCUCAACUUUCGGAUUCAAGACACCGAAAUUCCGCAGGAAUUGGCAGCGAACCUCGUCUCGUCACCCAAAUCGUCCCAAUCGUCUCAAUUGACUUCCAAGACUCGGUUUGAACGUCUUUUCAUCCACCGCAACAAUGACUCAGAGGAAUAUUUAUGUGCUAUACCUCCUGCCAACUCCACUUUCCAAGACAUGCCCGAAGAAUCUCAGCUGGACCUCGAGAAAGACUCAAUUAUACUUGCUCGAGCCAUAGAUAUUGUUCAUGGCAGCUUUUCACCUGAUCAAUGCGUUUGGUCAUAUGAUUUGCGUGGCUUCUACUGGACCUACGGCUACUGCCACGGUGACAAGAUUGUCCAGUACCACGAGAUGGCUCCUAUGAAGGAUAGACCCCACAAACAUGUACCUGGGUCACCGAAUAUGGUAUAUGUUCUCGGUCGAUUCUCCAAAGCUUCCGCUAAAGAGGUGUCAUUCAAGAACCAGGUUUCUGCCAUAGAAAUGCAGAAGUACAUCCGAGACUCGGGCCGUUCUUUCCGUCUCGUGGACGAGAAAUUGAGUCCUUUUAGCCAUCUGUCUCAAAAAGUGGUGUUGCAAAUGGCCUCCGACGGCUCUCUAUGUGAUAUGACUUUGCAUCCUAGAUCCACAGAGGUUGUAUAUAAAUGUGAUGUCAACGGUGGAAAACACCCUCAGAUAUUGGAUGUGGAGGAAAUCAAAACUUGUCACUAUAGACUCUUUGUUCAUGUUCCUGGAUUGUGUCAGUACGAACCGUUUCUACCCAAUAAGGACACAGAGGACUUGGUGGAUGUUACUUGCCAACGUGUGAGCUCACAGGCUGCUUACUCUGUGGACGGUAUGCUGACGUUUGAAGAUUACUCACACCACCAUCAACUUAGGAAAGAUUCGCCUUUCCCUGUUCCAGCCGACACAAGGAUUAACGUUGCUAUGCACGAUAUGGUUGCAUUGAGCAGAGGUUUUUAUCUUGCAAAGUAUACUGGCGAAUAUGGCACGUCCAGCGAGUAUUAUAACCACCGGAAUGUUAUCUUGUUCAAUGGUUUCCACACAUCGUUGGACGAUCUCAAUUUGCAAUUGGGUCGUACGGUGUUUAAUAGCAUCGGCAAGAAUCUUCUUGCUCCACUUUUCAAAGCUAAUGAGCAGGUGAUGUUGUCGUGGACCCACUCAUUCAUCAUGUGGUUUGAGGUAUACAAUUUCAAGGGUGAACUCUUAGGUAUAUCUCGCUUGCUGCACGAUGGUUCUAAUGAGGUCAAUGUGCUAGGGGCACAAAUGUUUGACCCAGUGACCCUUUUAGAUGUGGAUGGCGACGACUCGAUGCCCAGAUCCUUCAAUCGACCUGCCUUUGAGGCUCCGUAUAACAUGUGGAACUUCGAGAUGUUUUUGGCCAAGGGCCGGAGUCCUGCCUUCAACAAGAAGGGUCGAAGUACAAGCAAGAAGUCCCAAAGUUGGAAGAAGAAGUUGGAAGAAGAUAUGGUGGAACUGACGCAAAUGGUGUUGGUAUACAAUGAUGGAGUUAUGGCUGACGGUAGUCCUAACAUAGAAAUCUACUUGGAGGAUACAGGCGAGAAGUUAACAGGCCAAUACAAUGAGAAAGAUGUGUAUGAGUUCACAUACGAGCCUAAUCCAGGGCAAACUGAAACUUUCACUGCCCUCGUGAUUCCUGAGGUUGAGUACUUUGGGUACCCAAUUACAUUCCGUGAGCCUAAGAGUUUGGCAGAGCUCAAGAAGCUGGAGGAGUUGACUGUGACGGUGACCCAAACUGCGGGGACAGCUGAGGCCACCGACCAAGGAGCAGAACUUCAAGACGAAAGGGACGAUGUCAACGAUGGUGAUGAUGCCAACAAUAAAGAGCUAGAUCGAGAGAUCACUCCCGAACACCUUUUUGAUGAACUUAUCCAGAGAUUAUAUGACAAUAUCGACGGUGACGUGAACCACGAGCACUUGGACGAGUUCAUAGAUGCUAGUCGCGAGCAAGACCUCGAAUUGGAAGAUUUACAUGACGAAUUAUAA